AUGCAAGGAUAAUUUAAAAGGUUUUACAACUUGGAAGAAUUUGUAAAAUCCAAAGAAAAUGCUAUAACGAGUCUCUCAAUAUGGUUAAUUAAUAAAAAAUUAGAUUAUGAGGGAGUUAAAACAAUUAGUUCUAAUUUAAAAGAAUACAAGGAUAUAACCAAGUUAGAUUUAUCUAUAAGUGGAAAUAAAAUAGAUGAUAAAGGUGCAUAUGCAUUUGGUUAAGCUUUAAGUUACUUUGGAAAUCUCACAUAUUUAAGUUUAUACUUAAAUGAUAAUAAUAUUGGUGAUAGAGGCAUAACCAAGAUAUCAAUAGGUUUAAGCAAUUCUUCUAUGAUUACCAAUUUAAUCUUGAGUUUAGGUGAUAAUUAAAUCAAUGAUGACGGAGCCUAUGCAGUUGGUGUAGCUUUAAGAAAAUUCAAACAUUUGGAAGAUUUAUAAUUAUGGUUAAAUGGAAAUUAAUUCGGCGAUAGAGGAAUUUCAGGUAUUGUGACAGGUUUGAAUAAUUGUACUUAGUUGAAAAUAUUAAAAGCUGGCUUUGGAGAUAAUAAAAUAACAGAUGAAGGAUAUUUAAAAUUGGAUUAGUGUCUCGCAGGAUUAGUAAACUUGCAAUAUUUACUCUAUGGUUUUUUCUCUGGCAGUGAAAAAAUGUUAAAAUCGAGAGAUAUUCUCAACUGCAAAAAUGUUAGGAUACUCACUCUACAGUUUGAACCUAAAUUACUAAAAAGUGAAAAAAUUCAGCAUAAAAUUAAGGCUCUUAAAAUUUUAAGACUAGUUGUAUUAGAAGUACAUUAAUAUGAAGAUUAUGAGGAUGAUGGCAUCGAUUAUCCAUAUUUUGAAUGA
Tetrahymena thermophila SB210 is the source of this 840-nucleotide messenger RNA. RefSeq lists its product as hypothetical. The record is from RefSeq and is a predicted model, not a curated record. The transcript is spliced from 11 exons. NCBI's taxonomy places the organism in Eukaryota, Ciliophora, Oligohymenophorea, Hymenostomatida, Tetrahymenidae. Gene Ontology annotation, molecular function: protein binding.